AUGAAAAUUGGGAGAAGAGAUGGGGAAUAUGAAAAGACGGAGCACGAGACGGAGCGGGGAGAAAAGUGGGCAGGUCUGGUGGACGCCUCUCCCCACCUCCUGCUCCGGCCCAGCCCGCGGGAGCGUGAUGCAGGGGCCAUGAUGAACUUCAACAUCGCUGUGAUCCACGCCGGGGCUACGGUGCAGGCAGAGGCGGCGGUGGCAGGGCCUGGGGGAAGGGUGCUCUACCCUGGUUUCGGCCGGGUAUAUGGCUCCCUGGGGGAGAGCGUGGUCACCCAGUGGGGCUCUGCUAACGUCAUCUGGCUACAGGUGAAUGACAGUAGUCCUAAGACAGUGCUGUCCCAGCUGUGUGAGCUGCUGGCGGCGCGGCCCCUGCAGGGUCUGGUUUAUGAAGAGGAGAGGCCACCUCGCACGGCCUGGGGUCCUUUGGCCCCCAUGCUGGAGUUUGUCUCUGCGCAAACAGGACUGCCCAUAGUGGCAGUAGGAGGGGGAGCGGGGCUGGGGAGGAUGCCACAGGAAUCAGGUUCCAUCUUUCUCCAGUUCAGCUCCUCUACUGCCCUCCAAUUAGAGGUCAUCUUUGAGGUGCUGGAGGAGUAUGACUGGACAGCCUUUUCCGUGGUGUCUACGCGUCACCAUGGCUACCAGGAUUUCCUGUCUGUGGUUGAGGGCCUGACGGACGGCUCGUUCAUCGGCUGGGAGAAGAAGAGUGUGGUGAUCCUCAACGUGACUGACGACCCUGGGGGGGCACGCACGCGCAGGCUGCUGAAGGAGAACGAGGCGCAGGUACGUUUGCUGUACUGCUCCCAGGAGGAGGCUGAGCUGGUCUUCCGAGCUGCCUGGGCCGCCGGUCAGGCCGGAGCCUCACACAUGUGGUUUGCUGUGGGGCCAGCUCUCUCAGGUUUGGGCACGGAGAACCUGCCCCGGGCUCUAUUUGCCGUGCGGCCCCAGGGAUGGAGGGAUGAACCUCGCCGGAGGAUUGCUCGGGGUGUGUCUGUGCUGACUCACGGGGCAGUGGCAACACGCAAGGAUUACGGGACCACGGGUGGGCCAAACUUUGUCACCAACUGCAUGACGGAUGCCAAUCAGACCCAGAGACUGCGGGGCAGGAUGAGGUAUUUCAGCAACAUCACGCUUGGUGGCCGUGACUACUCCUUCAAUAGUGACGGUUAUCUGUCCAACCCCUUCCUGGACGUAAUUUCCUGGACACCUGGACGCGGAUGGGAAGAUGUAGGCUGGUGGGAGAACGGCGUGCUGAGACUUCGGUACCCAGCCUGGUCCCGAUAUGGGCCAUUCCUUAAACCACCUGAUGAUGCCCAGCACCUGCGUGUUGUCACGCUGGAGGAAAGGCCAUUUGUCAUUGUGGAGCUGGCCGACCCCGCUUCCGGGACCUGCAUCCGUGACUCAGUGCCCUGCAGACGACCCCUUAAUGCUAGCGCAAUCCACGAGGGCGUGGCUCCCAUGAAGCAGUGCUGCAAGGGCUUCUGCAUUGACAUCCUCAAGAGAUUGGCCAAGAUUGUCGGCUUCACCUAUGACCUUUACUUAGUGACCAAUGGGAAACAUGGGAAGAAAAUUGAUGGGGUUUGGAACGGCAUGAUUGGAGAGGUGGUGUACAAGCGAGCGGACAUGGCCAUCGGCUCGCUGACUAUUAAUGAGGAGAGGUCAGAGGUAGUGGAUUUCUCUGUCCCUUUCGUGGAGACGGGGAUCAGCGUAAUGGUCUCCCGUAGCAACGGAACUGUAUCACCAUCCGCUUUCUUAGAGCCCUACAGUCCAGCAGUGUGGGUGAUGAUGUUCGUCAUGUGCCUGACCGUGGUUGCUGUGACUGUCUUCAUCUUUGAGUUCUUCAGCCCUGUGGGCUACAACCGCAGUCUCCAGACUGGCAAGAAGGCUGGAGGCUCUACUUUCACUAUAGGAAAGUCUGUAUGGCUUUUGUGGGCCAUUGUCUUCAACAACUCUGUGCCAGUGGAGAACCCCAGAGGAACCACCAGCAAGAUUAUGGUGCUGAUCUGGGCCUUCUUUGCUGUCAUCUUUCUGGCCUCCUACACUGCUAACCUGGCUGCCUUCAUGAUCCAGGAGGAGUACAUUGACACAGUGUCAGGCCUCUCGGACAAGAAGUUUCAGCAUCCCGAGGAGCAGUACCCACCUCUGAAGUUUGGCACAGUGCCCAAUGGGAGCACAGAAAAAAACAUCCGCUCCAACUACCCAGACAUGCACCAGUACAUGGGCAAAUACAACCAGAGAGGAGUGGAAGACGCCAUUCUGAACCUCAAGACCGGGAAACUGGAUGCUUUUAUUUAUGAUGCUGCAGUAUUGAACUAUAUGGCCAGGAAGGACGAAGGUUGUAAGGUGAUGACCAUAGGCUCGGGGAAGGUUUUUGCCACCACAGGCUACGGUAUCGCCCUGCACAAAAACUCACGCUGGAAACGUCCUCUUGACCUAGCUCUGCUGCAGCUGGUGGGAGAUGAUGAGAUUGAGAUGCUGGAGCGCCUCUGGCUGUCCGGUAUCUGCCAUAAUGACAAAAUUGAGGUGAUGAGCAGUAAACUGGAUAUUGACAACAUGGCCGGGGUCUUCUACAUGCUGCUGGUGGCUAUGGGCCUCAGUUUGCUUGUGUUUGCGGGAAAACACUUGGUCUACUGGAAACUGCGCCACUGCAUGGCCACCAGUUCUGGCAAAUUGGACUUUCUCCUGGCAAUCAGCAGAGGCAUGUAUAGCUGCUGUAGCUUUGAGGAUGAAACAGCGCCAGGUGGAGCUAAAUCUUUGCCCACUCAUCACCAUACUACAAUGGUUACAGUUCCAUCCCAGCCACAUGUUGUCUCAACGUCUAUGACCAACCCAGCCAUUGCCAUGGCGCAACAGCAGCAACCACCGCAACAGCAACAACCGCAGCCCGUAUACAAAACACCUCUACCGGGCUCUCCUCCCACCGUGGUGCAUUCUGGGACAGCACUGGGUCCCUCCAACACCCCCAUUGCUGGUGCACCCCUCCCUUGCUCCACCUUCCUGCCCCGGCCAGACCGCAGACUGGCUGUGGUGGAUCGCUGGAGGCUGCCCAAAUCGGCUACAGCCACCAACCCAAUGGCUGUAAGGGGGGGCAUCACUGACAUGGGACCCUUUGCUCAGAAAGUCCCACCAAACUGGGCUUCAACUGCUGGAGGGGGCGGGGGACUUGAUGGUUAUAAGAGAUACUAUGGUCCCAUUGACCCUGAGGGACUGGGGCCCUGCAUGGAGCAGCCGGCAGGGUCCCAGACCCCCAAGACUAUGCCCAGGGGGGCCGUUAAACCUCUGGGCACUCCCAGAUUGCCUCCUAAGAGUCAGGCCCCUCUGCCUCCUACACCCCCGCUGCCACACCCCUCUCCCCCUCUCCCCUCAUCCUUCUGGAGGAAGCGCCGGCCCAAGAAGCCCAAAGAGCCUGGAGGGCCAUUAUAUGAGAACAUUCUGCCCCUGGGGCGGAGGGGAGAAGCACGAGAUGGAGUGAGGGAGGGAGGAGGGAGGAGGGCACGCCCCCUCUCUCCCCCGCUCUCACUUCCUGUGCCAGUACCCCUCAGCCCCUCUUACACCCCUCCUUCUCCCUCUGCAUCCUUGCACUAUACAUCCUCAUCCUCUUCGUCGACCACUUCAUCUACGUCCACGUCCUCAUCUGCCUCAUCUUCUCGCUCCACCUCUCCCACCUACUCUUACAGCUCCUCCAGGAGCACACGAGACAGGACUGGAGGAAUGGAUGGAGAGGAUGAUGAUGACGAUGAGGAGCUGACGGAAGAGUCAAGCCUCCUCCUUGGUAGGGGGAGGGAGAGGGAACGCUCAAUCAUCCGGCCUCGUUCCCUUAGCCACGGCCGCCUGCCACCACCCAUACCCCCCAGGAAACCACGCACAUCCUGGGGGGACAGAGAAAGGGAUCGCGAGAGGGAGAGAGGGGGAAGCCAACUGUCUCAGCUCCAAGAGUGGUGGGCAAGCUGGAGUGAGAGAGAGAGGAGUGGAGGGGGUGGAGAUGCUGAGAGGCAAAAAAGGGAAAAGAAGAGGAGAAAAGAGAAGGAGAAAGAGAAGAAGAAAAAGAAAAAGAACAAAAAGAGGAAAAAAAGGGAAGAAAGGGAAAGAGAGCGCGAGAGAGAACGGAAGCGGCGAAAGGUGAAAAAGAAGAAGAAGAAGGCACUUAAGACAAAGAAAAGGAAGAAAUCAACUGGGGGUAGACGCUCUGAGCCAGAGGAGGGAGAUGUAGAGCCAGAGAGAGAAGGAGAAGCAGAAGGAGACAGGGAAGGAGGAAUACAAGACUACUCUUCCUUCUCUGCCCAGUAUCGGAGCACAUUUGGGGAGAAGGGACGGGAUUCAUGGGAAGGAGAGCGGGAGAGAGGUAGGAGAGAAGGGGGAGAUGAGGGCAAUGACAGGGAACAGGAGGAUAGCAGCAGAAGCAGGGAGAGGCGUCCCAAAUCCUCACGCUCUCAUUCAAGACAUCAUACCCCCAAUAAACGCUACCCUAACCUCAAUAAACUCCCUGCAUCUGUCAAAUUUUGGGUAAAUGGAAGAGGAGAUGAUUCUAACACCCCUCCAACAUCCCUGCACCCACUUCUUCCAUCCUCCAAACGGAGAAGAAGUGGAGGGAUGGACAGAGAAGACAGUGGGGGAAGCAGCACUGGAAUAGGGGGCAUAGGCGGAGGAGGGUGGUUCUUCGGCACCUACCCCUCCAGAGAGAAAGGAGGCAGUAUCAACAGUCGGGAUGAUUCCUUACUAGGAACUCGGGCAGAGGGUUGGAUUGGUGCUGAUUUCUGGGGUUCAGGGCCAGGAGUAGGUUGGGGGUCAGGGGGAGGGAGUGGGGGGCUCGGCACGCAGUGUCCGCCACCCCCCGCAGCCUUCCCUCCUCCUAGAAGAUACUGGUCUAUGGACAAAAUCCCUGUGAAAGGAGAGAAAAAGUGGAAGAGUGGAGGAGGGAAGAGCAAGGGGCGAGCUAGGGACAGAGGGGAAGACGCAGGACGGGCCACUAUGUGUUCCUGUAGCCUUUACCCCCAACCACAUCCUUACCCACAUCCACACAGUCGCUCGCACACCUCCCACUCCAAGAGAGGAGCCACGGCCCUUUCCCAUAGCCAGGAAGAGCUUCUCCCCCACUGCCACAGCUUCAGCGGGGGUUCUCGCCCCAAACCUCUGCCCCCCAAACCAGAUCCCAGUCAGGCCAAAUCAGGCAGCCAAUCUAACCUCAGCCUCAGCACACAGCCCACAGACCAUCCGCCGCAGCCCUCACCGUCACCACCCCAGCAGCCGUCCAUGUCUCCCACCUCCCUCCCGAUGCCCAUCCCGCCUCCGCCCUCCUCAUCCUCCGUCUCACCACCAGCAGGGGUAGGGAUGGCAGGCCAGGGCCAGGCUCAGGCUUCGGCCAGUGCCAAACUCCAGUAUCAGAGACUGCGCUCGGUGCCACAGCCACGGAGGUUCUACUCGCCCCACCUGCCACUCAAAGCCAAGAGCCUGUGCUCACGCCGAGGGUCGGCCCACUUCUCCAGCCUGGAGAGCGAGGUAUGA
Messenger RNA from Morone saxatilis (striped sea-bass), 5502 nucleotides. RefSeq names its product glutamate receptor ionotropic, NMDA 2D (gene grin2db). The transcript is spliced from 18 exons. Gene Ontology annotation, molecular function: transmitter-gated monoatomic ion channel activity involved in regulation of postsynaptic membrane potential; NMDA glutamate receptor activity. The record is from RefSeq and is a predicted model, not a curated record. Gene Ontology annotation, cellular component: postsynaptic density membrane; postsynaptic membrane; NMDA selective glutamate receptor complex. Lineage: Eukaryota; Metazoa; Chordata; Actinopteri; Moronidae. Bases 1 to 5502 code for a protein of 1833 amino acids. Gene Ontology annotation, biological process: monoatomic ion transport; excitatory postsynaptic potential; long-term synaptic potentiation.